Messenger RNA from Phycodurus eques (leafy seadragon), 2615 nucleotides. RefSeq names its product galactose-3-O-sulfotransferase 3 (gene gal3st3). Gene Ontology annotation, cellular component: membrane. Bases 468 to 1760 code for a protein of 430 amino acids. Gene Ontology annotation, biological process: glycolipid biosynthetic process. The transcript is spliced from 3 exons. Gene Ontology annotation, molecular function: galactosylceramide sulfotransferase activity. Lineage: Eukaryota; Metazoa; Chordata; Actinopteri; Syngnathiformes; Syngnathidae. The record is from RefSeq and is a predicted model, not a curated record.
CAGAGGACGGCGGGAGGAGGCAGCGGUGGGUGCAAAUCAGGGCGAUGACAAAGCACAUAACACGACUUUGGGGCCCGACCGCACGACCGGAGCAUCACCUGUGCUCGCUGACUUGGCGUCCACAACGUGGCCGAUUGGCGUCUGACCAUCCGGGCGUGAAUUUUGUCCUACGGCGGCUCCUUGUGAGUGUCUUCAUUGUUUGAGACUGAAUUUCGUGUUCUAUAAACAGCUCGAAGCGCAUCGACAACUGUGGCUCUCCCUGCCCACGUGCAGUGAAAAUGACAGUUUGUGCAAUGCCUGACAUUGCUUUGUGCAAAAUUAACCGCAUGUACUUAACAUGAUAUCCACCCAUGUCGCUGAUGAUGCUUAUGUGUCCUCACGUUGACGGGGUGGGCCCAAAGCCCACCUGAAGUCACAUCUCGCUCGUGCCCUCAUUUCCUGCGGUGGCAGCGGGAGCGACGCGGAGGAUGAGGAUGUCGCAGAAGAAAAUCUUGCUGGCCUUCAGCGCCGUCACGACGGUGACUCUGCUGAUGCGCUGCGGCGGCCGUUGGAGCCGGACCGCAGACCGUCUUCGGUCCGACUGCCCCGCCCUUCGCCCCCAUCCCGCCGCGGGUCCGAAGGCCAAGCACACCAACGUGGCCUUCCUGAAAACCCACAAGACCGCCAGCAGCACCGUGCAGAACCUUCUGUUCCGCUUCGCCGAGCGCAACAACCUGACGGUGGCGCUGCCCACGCAGGCGUGCGGCCACCAGUUCUGCUACCCGAGACCCUUCGACGGCCACUUCGUACACCCGCACACGCUGCCGCCCAACGUCAUCGGCAACCACAUGCGCUACGACGCCGCCGAGCUGCGCCGCCUCAUGCCCAACGACACGCGCUACGUCACCAUCCUGAGGGAACCCGCUGCCAUGUUUGAGUCCCUGUUCAGUUACUACAACCAGCACUGUAAAACCUUCAAGAGAGUCCCCAAGGGCUCGCUGGACGCCUUCUUGGAGCGGCCUUGGCGCUACUAUCGCCCGGAAGACCAGGGCUCCAUGUACGCCCGCAACACGCUGACCUUUGACCUCGGGGGCGACAAGGACCACCCCGCGACGGACGCGGCGUACGCGCGCUCCUUCGCAGCUGAGGUGGAGCGAGUCUUCUCCUUGGUGAUGAUCGCCGAGCACUUUGACGAGUCGCUGGUUCUCCUGCGUCACAUCCUCUCCUGGGACCUGGACGACGUGGUCUACGUGAAGCUCAACGUGCGCGCGCCCGCUUCCAAGCGCCGCCUGACUCCAGGCCUCGCGGGAAAAAUCCGCACGUGGAAUUGGAUAGACGCGCACCUCUACGAUCACUUCAACGCUUCGCUGUGGCGCCGGCUGGCGGCUCUGGGUUCGGCCUGCGUGGACCGGGAGGUCCGCCUGCUGCGUGUCGCCAAAGAGAGGCUGCUGCACGGCUGCUUUGGCGGCCGGCGGCCUCUUCUCCGAUUAGCGGGGCAGAUCCAGAACAAGGACCUGCGGCCCUGGCAGCCCAGCGCCAAAGUCGGCAUCAUGGGCUACGACCUCCCCGCCAAUCUGAGCAGCGGGUUCUCGAGCUCCGCAAGAGAACUCUGCCUGAAGCUCGUCGUGGCCGAGGUCCAGUACACGAGGAUUCUGCUGCGCUCACAAUCCAUUCGGUACCACCGGCCACGACUCUCGCUGCACUCGCGCCCGGUUCCGGAUGCUCCUACAGGCCCGACCACCGCGUCAGGACUAAGAUCUCUGUACGACCGGGCCUCGUAACGCAGGGGUUCUCAAACUUUGAAGGUCCAGGUACCGCUCGCGGGAUCCGCUUUAUUCGUGUCGGUUAGAUUGACCCGAAGCGUAAAGGAAUAAUGAAUUUAUUGUGUUUGUUUUUUAUUACACGCACACGCACGCGCGCAUUAUCGCACACCCCUCACAUUUUUGGAAUUUUGUAAAAUAUCUUUUAAUGGGACAACAUUGAAGUAGUGAAAUGACGCUUCGCUACAAUGUGGUCAGCGUAAAGCGUCGAUAACCGUAAAUAAACAGCCAUUCAUGAAUCAACCGCAGGCAACAAAAGUGAGGCCACCCCUAGGAGAAAAUGUCCAAAUUGGGCCCAAAGUGUCAAGAUUUGGAUUGGCCAAUGUUUUCCGGCACAUUCACGGCCGUUUGUUAACGUUAUUUUGUGGGGACAGGGAAUUGUCCUUUCGUCAGUGUUGUCCCAUGAAAUGUUUAUUUCUUUAUUUUUUUAAAUUACAAAAUUCUGAGGGGUGGACUCACUUUGUGAGACACUGUACAUACAUAUAUAUACACACAUAUUGUAAAUUCAUAAAACAAAGUCUAUUUUUGAUGGGGAAAAGCACACAAACACGUUUCGAAACUGUGAACAUUUCAUUUCCGUUGAACGGAUGAGACUUAACGUGAAGUCGAUCUUUGUAUGUCGUCGCCAACGGCUGCUUUAUUUCUCAGGUUCGGUCCACAAAAACAAGGACCCAUUGAUGCAAUCAUUCUUGCAUCAAUGGUUUGUACUGAAUGUCAUGAUUUAUUUGAAAGGUAAGCACGUUGUACGAGCUGGACUGCGCGCGCUGACCCAAAUCGACUGACAACUGUGAUGAGAAAUAAAAGAGAAAUUCUAAA